AUUCAGUCUUCAGUACGAGCCGAACUCUCAAGACUUCCGCGGGCUGCUGCUGAGCACGUCUACGUUACAGCAAAGUCAGUGUGCCUCGAAGGUACACGGGAGAAGAUGCAGGCAUCUAUAGUCGGACUUCUGGGGAAACCAGGGAGCAGAUUCAUCUGGCUGCGAGGCUCGCCCGGAAUGGGGAAGACUGCGAUAUGCCUGAGCAUUGCGUCCUACUUCAAGAACCAGGGCACCCUAGCUGCAUCCUUCUUUUGGGAUAAAAAUUAA
This is a messenger RNA of Cantharellus anzutake, 267 nucleotides long. RefSeq lists its product as uncharacterized. The annotation marks the transcript as partial. NCBI's taxonomy places the organism in Eukaryota, Fungi, Basidiomycota, Agaricomycetes, Cantharellales, Hydnaceae. The record is from RefSeq and is a predicted model, not a curated record. The transcript is spliced from 2 exons.